CGUGAACGCUCGCUCGUUAAAGUUGAUGUUUGGUGAGGAUUACUGCGCGCAAGGCUGCGAUGGCUGAGUGAGCGCAUGCGGGCGGCUCAGGUGAACACACAGCGGCAGUAGGAGUCCGAGCAGCCGGCCGAGCCAUGGAGGUAACUUUUGUAUUAUCCGCGAUCAUCUUCACGCUUCUCGCCAUUGUGGUCGCGACGUCGCUGCUGAACGGAUCCUCGCCCGCAGCCGACUUCGCAAACGCUCGGAGUUACUUCGGACACCGAGGAGACGCGGGAGGAUUAGGGCCGAGGCAGAACGGACACGUACCGGACAAGAAGAAGAAGAAGAAGGAGGCGGCGGAGGUGGACGACUGGAGCGAGAUCAGCGGGAGCUCACACGAUCACUGGGAUGUAGUGAAAUCUGUGCUGUCAGAGGAGGCACACCCCCACCUCCACACCGAGGAGCUGGCAGCACCAGUGGAGCUGUCCUCCACCUCCAGCCUCCCCGGGCCUGCAUCUAGAGACAUGAGCUUAGAGGUAGACUCGUCCUCAGAGGCCUCGUCGGGCAGAGGUCCCAGGUCCUUCAUCGGGCUCUCUGACACGGAGCUCCUAAAGUGUGCUUUCUCUUACCCCCAGACCGAAGGAGCCACAGAGAGCCCAGACGUCAACGACGUGGCGGACUCAAAUGACUCCUUGAAGUACGUCCCGGGGAAGGCGAGAUCCCACCAUUUGGAGAUGAUGAUGUCCAAAGAGGAGCUGGAGGAGGAGCAGAGGGUGCAACGUGAGCAGCUGGCCGCCAUCUUCCAGCUGCUGAAGGACAACAAGGAGACGUUCGGGGACGUUUCCGAGGGAGACAUGGAGGAGCAGCUCCGGCUUUACUCCAUCUGAGCCUCCCGUCGGACUCCAACAAGGCUCUUUUUUUUUUUUUUUUAAACCCAUGAAGGACUUCUCAGUACACCAAAUACUUAAAUCCACUCAUCUGCAGUAUUCACCACAGCUGUACAGUUACGACAACCGCUCUGUUUUAAUAUUGUUUUCUUUGCUGCACCAUCAGCAGGUGAUAAAGGCCUAAAACAAAAAAAAGGGAUAAAUGAAUGCUGUUUCUGUUAGUUUCCUGUUUUUAUUAGUUAAUUUAUGACCAAAUCUUUUUUUUUAAAGUAUCCUAAUUAAGUAUAUAUAAGAGGUAUAAAUCCUGCAAAGUUCUUUCUGCAUAUCCUCCUCUUUGUUGUGUAAUAAACCAGAUUAUUGUGAAGCCU
Molecule: messenger RNA, 1234 nt
Organism: Stegastes partitus (bicolor damselfish)
Lineage: Eukaryota; Metazoa; Chordata; Actinopteri; Pomacentridae
Gene: mxra7
Product: matrix-remodelling associated 7
Exons: 4
Coding region: 135-866 (243 amino acids)
Source: RefSeq, a predicted model, not a curated record